Molecule: messenger RNA, 917 nt
Organism: Magallana angulata
Lineage: Eukaryota; Metazoa; Mollusca; Bivalvia; Ostreida; Ostreidae
Product: glutathione S-transferase P 1-like
Exons: 7
Coding region: 122-745 (207 amino acids)
Biological process (GO): glutathione metabolic process
Cellular component (GO): cytosol
Molecular function (GO): glutathione transferase activity
Source: RefSeq, a predicted model, not a curated record
CUUAACAAGCUAUACACACGGGACAUAUCUGUGUACUAGAUAAGGGUACAUAUUUAGUACACGUGUAAGCCCAGGUAAUUUACCUCAGAAUACCCAGGAGCGAGUCAAUAUCGUGAACGUUAUGUCCAAACUACAGAUUGUUUAUUUCUUUUUGAGGGGCCGAGCCGAGGCCAUAAGAACGCUGUUAGUAGAACAAGGCGUGGAGUAUGAAGAAACAGACGUCAUGCCGAUGGAAAAAUGGCUCAAUUACUGGAAGCCAAAAAUGGCAUUUGGUCAAUGUCCUUUGCUUAUAGACGGCGACUUUGAACUCGUUCAAUCGAACGCUAUCCUCAGGUACCUAGGACGAAAAUACGACCUGUAUGGUUCCAGUAUACAGGAAGCUGCCCGCGCUGAUAUGAUAAAUGAUGGCGUGGAGGAUCUAAGGGGAGCGUACACUGUUCUUAUCUACCAGAACUAUGAAGAUGGAAAAGAUGACUAUGUGAAAGCCCUUCCAGACAAACUGAGACCUUUUGAAAAUCUAAUGAAAGACACUAAAGGAUACAUACUAGGUGAAAAGAUGACUUUUGCGGACUACAAUCUAUUUGACCUUUUGGAUAUUCAUUUGAUCCUUGCCCCGACUUGCCUUGAUACUUUUCCAGCAUUGAAGUCCUACCAUUCACGAGUAUUGCAAAGACCUGGAGUCCAAAAGAGAAGAAACUCUCAAAACUUCAAAGACAUGAAAAUUAAUUUUAACGGAAAGGAGUGAGAAGGUCGCGCAAUAAUAUAAUGAUGAUGCAAAAACGGAAGAACGAUGAACCAAUUUAAAUAAAAAAGAUGAAAUUGUUGAAUUUCUCCCAUCGACUGAAAUUUUUGAUUUGGCAAAUUUAAAGAGACAAAGAAAUGCAUUUUAUAAAGAAUAUAAAAACAUUGCAAAAUUA